CCUCCCUCCGCAGACCUGUUGGAAAUGCCGCCUGGAGACCUCCACUAUUCCCAAUAGAAGCCCCCGCGCUUUUGCGUAUCGUGCAGAGCGAAUCCGAGCGUGAAUAGCGCAGUAUUGUCAGCCUAGAUUCCAAUGGCUUCGGAAGGCACCGAAAGCCCCUCGGCGCUGGCGCGUGAGAGAGGCAACAAACUGUACAAGGAAGGGAAUCUGGCAGAAGCCGAAAAGGCCUACAAAGAAGCUGCAAAACUUGCACCUGAUGACCCGUCGCCCCUGUCUAAUAUCUCGGCCGUCCUCUUCGAAAAGGGUGAUUAUGCGGCGUCUCUGGUCUUCGUCAAGAAAGCCAUCGCCCUUUCGGCCGCGGAACCCCAAGAUAGCCCCAAGAAGCGGCGGCUCUUGAGCCGUGCCGUCAAGUGCCACAUCCACGGCCUCGACCUGCAAGGAGUAGCCAGUGCACUGGAGGCUCUCGAAGCUUCUGGAUCCGACGAGGCUGCUGCACUCCGGGAUGAUAUUGCCCAAAUGCAGGCUCUAUGGGCUUCGGUCCCAGAUGUCCAAGUUCAGAGAAGGCUGGUUCUGGACCGCUUGCCGCGAUAUACCCCAAACCUUACGGGCGAGCCAGAAUACUACGCCGACGGACACGACACCCCAGAGCCCCUCAUUGAUAUUGGCCCUGGUGGAAACGUAGCCCAGGAGACCGACGUGCGCCUCAUGUUUUGUGGCUCGGGAGAUGCUCGCAAUGUCUUUACAACCAUGAUAUCGUACUGGCUCCUCGGCCAGCUCAACAACUCGAAGCCCAAGAUCCACAUUACCAUGCUGGACCUUAAGCCUGCGGCGCUGGCACGCACACUCAUAAUACUUGAUAUGGCGCAGCAAUUUGCCAUAAUGAAGGUCGCCAAGACGCCAGGACACGAGCACGCCCUAGUCAACAUGUCCUACCUUUUCUCUUCUCCUUUCCUUCCGCCCUUCGUCGUGGCGAAGCUGAAAGGACAGCUCCAGUCCUUGAUCAAGGCCCUGGAGGAGGGAGAAGCACUUCUCAAGUUUCUCUACAUCUCUCCCGACACACGCAGCCGGGUGCUGCAGGUCCUGCGGCAGUGGAACGCGCCUUUGCCUCUACAGUUCCGGAGCAAGUGGACACGGGCCGGCGCCCGGAGAGACGGGAAGGACGCCCAGCCCCAGACAGGGCAGAUCGGCGGUCUUGACGCCGACGGCAAGACUUUUGAUGAUCUCAUGGCCAUCUUCGCCUCGGAGGAUUACAUAUCGCGGCGCGAGCCGGCGCUGUCCCCGCUCCUUGCGGCCUACAGGAAAGGCGAGCCGGGAGCCAGGGACAAGCUGGAGGAGUAUCUCGCGGCGACCUGGACUCCCAACCCCACGUUCAUUGAUGUUGCCUGGGAGGAGGCGCUCGAGGCUACCUUUGUUUCCGCGCCGGGGUUCCCGCGUAACGGAACCAGGGAGGAGAAGGGGGACUGGAUCGCAAGGUUCAAACCGUCCUGUUGGUCCGACCCCAACCCGGUCGGCAUCGCGUCUGCCCUUGGCAGCGGCGUUCCGACGAAGAGCCCCGAUGAGUGGGACGGAGCGAUAGACGCCCUAAUCACAUUCUUCAGCUCGCUGUCGCUAUCCCUCAUCCAUCUCGGUGGGCGGAUCACCAUCGAGAUGAUCGCAGGCGAGAUGGGUGACGUGAUGGAGCGCAUGCGGCAUGGGGUUCUGGAACACCGGGGCUUGCCGCCAGCCACGAACGAGGAGCCCGACCCGAGGAAGUUUCAGACCUCGUACGACAGGAUACACAUGAGCAACGUCCCGGACUACGUGGGUGGGCUAUUCACGGUCGCGCUACACGGCCGGCCGCUUCUGCGCGAGGAUAAGGCGUCAAACAUGCGGUACAACGUCCUGCUCAACCCGCCCAUAUUCCAGACGCACGAGAUGUUCCAGGCCGAGUACCUCCUCAUGCCGGACGCGCAGCAGAUCAAAGCCAACUUCGCCAUGGACCGCCGGCCGCCACGCGACGAGACCGGCCGCCUCGAAAUGAUUAUGGCACAGGGCUGCCCCCCGUUCCUGGCCGACGACUACAUUGUGUGGGAGCCCGUGGCCAAAAGGUCGGCCCGCUGGCCGCCGCCGCUCGAGCGGGGCGCCCUGGAGCACUUCAUGCACGCGCACCUGCUCAAGGUCGCGCUCCCGCACCCACGGCCCGCCGAGAGCCCCAUGCCCGUGUGUGCCCCGCUCAACCUGACGGCGCUGCUGCGGCUGGCCGCGCACAUGGGGUCCCGCGACGGGGCCGGGUGCCCGGCGCACUGGCUCUCGGGCGUCCUCGCGGCCUGGUGCUCGGGGACCGUGAGCACGACGGCGCGCGCGCCGCGGCAGCUGGUAUGCGAGCCCGAGAGCGCGCGCGCCGCGCACCCGCGAGCCGACCUGUGCGUCGCGCCCUGGCGGGCCGAGCUGACGACCCUCGUGGGCCUCUGGCGGCCGCUAUUCCCGUUUGGCAUCAUCGCCGCCGCUGCCGCCGGCGGAGGGAAGCAGGGAAUGGCCCCCGAGGACCGCCGCCGCAAUAGCAGCGCGCCCACGCCACUAGAGCUGAUCCGGCGCUACAGCAUCAAGCUGGGUGGGCUCCCCACGCCGUACGAGCAGCGCGGGGACCAGCUGACGCUCGUGUUCUGGGACGCCGCGGGCAACGGCACGAUCGCGCCGCCUCGGCGCGGCCUGCGACGGCUGCUACUGGGCGACGACGACAACGACAACUACGACGACGACGCGAAGCGGGGCGGGGACGCGUCGGCGGCGCGCAGGACCCGCGAGGGCGGCGUGCACGUCGUCACGACGCUGAGCCUCGACUGCAAGACGGCCACGGCCCGGUUCUGGCUGCGCGGCGACGUGAUGGAGGAGAUGCGGGCGGGGACCGACUGGCGCGCGUUCCUGUGGCGCGCCUCGACGUGGGAGAAGGCGUCGGACGGCGCAAGGGUCGCGGAAAUUGCCGACGAGGGAGGCUGGCUCGACGCCAGGGGCGAGUGAGGAGGAAUUGUGUUACGUGAUGUGAAUGGCACGCUAGCAGCUUUUAGCAGCUUUGGCAUCAUUACGCACAUCCGGCAGCUUUGAUCGGGUCGUAUUUGGGGAGGAGGGGGUUUGCCCAUCAAACCUUGAGGCUAUGCACGCGUUUCACGAAACCCAUUGCCGACACAAACAUCCGUCAUGAUAGAGUUCCUGUUGCAAGACACAGCCCCAGCCAAGACCCCAGAGAUCCAGUCUUUCCCCAUUUUGGGUAUUUGGAGCCCCUCAAUAUCAAGAGCAAUGGGGCACAGUGCGAUGGGUCCGUCAUCUCGCAAUUCCCUGGCCCCCGCUGUCGUCGUAAAGUAAAGACGACUGUGGGGGAGGGGCCGCACCCCGCACCCGUCAGUCUGUUACUCGAUCAAGGACGAUUCUUUGGGCGAGCUGAACCUUAUUUGGGCACAGAAUCUUAUUUACGAAAUCGUUUGAACGAUGGCACGCAAGAUCAGACAACCCAAUCUUGCUACACCUCGCCGUAUCACUGGGAGCUAUAUGCAGAGCGCAUGUCGAGGAUUACAAAGCAAAACAAGCAGAGUGUCUGCACUGAGGUGGGCCUGUCAAUUUAUAGCAGAUAUCAACAGUCGCUGCUACAUGUCUAAAACAGAGGCUUGUGCAAACUCGGGCCGGCCUCCGACUAGCGAACAACCUAGGCAGAAGCAAAGCCCGUCUGUGUUGUGGCCAUUCAUCGGGCACCUAUUCAACCUUGUAAACGAAAGCUCUAGUCAUCCAGGCGAUACCAGAACCACGGUUGGCUGCCAGCCAG
Gaeumannomyces tritici R3-111a-1 is the source of this 3793-nucleotide messenger RNA. RefSeq lists its product as hypothetical. NCBI's taxonomy places the organism in Eukaryota, Fungi, Ascomycota, Sordariomycetes, Magnaporthales, Magnaporthaceae. Gene Ontology annotation, molecular function: protein binding. The coding region runs from base 133 to 2997 and encodes 954 amino acids. The transcript is spliced from 4 exons. The record is from RefSeq and is a predicted model, not a curated record.